Messenger RNA from Octodon degus (degu), 1165 nucleotides. RefSeq names its product testis specific serine kinase 3 (gene Tssk3). Gene Ontology annotation, molecular function: tau-protein kinase activity; protein serine/threonine kinase activity; ATP binding. Gene Ontology annotation, cellular component: cytoplasm. The transcript has 2 exons. The coding region runs from base 296 to 1102 and encodes 268 amino acids. Gene Ontology annotation, biological process: microtubule cytoskeleton organization; protein phosphorylation; intracellular signal transduction. The record is from RefSeq and is a predicted model, not a curated record. Lineage: Eukaryota; Metazoa; Chordata; Mammalia; Rodentia; Octodontidae.
CUUACUCAGUGCUGGGUUUGGUGAUGGUGGUGAGGGCAGGUAGGGCCGCUGCCCAUUUUAGCCAAGGGUCACACAGCAUUUACAUCACAAUUGGGCUGGAGGUUAAAAAUGUCUAGCCCUUUCCCUCUCCACCACCCGUGGCUGUGUCCGGAGGAGAAUGUUCUAGCGCUGGGCCGGCUGUGGAUGAAGUCCUUGGGGGAGAAAAGGAGCAGGCCAAGGGCGAUGGUGAAGUAGAGCUGCCUCACUGAGGCAGCAUGAGCUGAGAGGACAGGAAGGAAGGAGGCACCCAGACAGCAUGGAGGACUUUCUGCUCUCCAAUGGGUACCAGCUGGGCAAGACCAUUGGGGAAGGGACCUACUCCAAAGUCAAAGAAGCAUUUUCCAAAAAACACCAAAGAAAAGUGGCAAUUAAAAUUAUAGACAAGAUAAGAGGGCCAGAAGAGUUUAUCCAGAGAUUCCUGCCUCGGGAGCUCCAGAUCGUGCAGACCCUUGACCACAAAAACAUCAUCCAGGUGUAUGAGAUGCUGGAGUCCACUGAUGGGAAAAUCUACCUGGUGAUGGAGCUGGCUGAGGGCGGGGAUGUCUUUGAUUGCGUGCUGAAGGGGGGGCCACUGCCUGAGAGCCAGGUCAAGGCCCUCUUCCGCCAGAUGGUCGAGGCUAUCCGCUACUGCCAUGGCUGUGGAGUGGCCCACCGGGACCUGAAGUGUGAGAAUGCCUUGUUGCAGGGCUUCAGCCUGAAGCUGACCGAUUUUGGCUUUGCCAAGAUGUUACCCAAGUCACGCCAAGAGCUGAGCCAGACCUUUUGCGGGAGCACAGCGUACGCAGCCCCAGAGGUGCUGCAGGGUAUUCCCCAUGACAGCAAGAAGGGCGACAUCUGGAGCAUGGGCGUGGUCCUGUACGUCAUGCUCUGUGCCAGCCUACCUUUUGACGACACAGACAUCCCCAAGAUGCUCUGGCAGCAGCAGAAGGGGGUGUCUUUCCCUCCUCAUCUGGAUAUCUCAUCUGAGUGCCAGGACCUGCUCAAGUGGCUCCUGGAAACAGACAUGACCCUCCGGCCUUCGAUUGAAGAAGUUAGUAGGCACCCCUGGCUAGCGAGCACAUGAUACAUGCAAUGGCAAGUCCUCCCCAAUAAAGUAGGGGGAGAAAGCAAACCCAAAACCUGCUUC